AUGAUCAACGAUAAACAAGAGGUCAUAGGAUUCAUGUCCUUAUGCGACUAUCCAGAUAUACCCGCCGUCAACCCGGCUGAUUGGGAAACGUGGAUGAGGAACAUGUAUCGGAAAUUCUAUUUAUCGCGUAAUACACUGUUUAUCCACGCCAUGUGCUGCACCGACUCCAUCGUUGGUUAUUUCUUGGAAGAAGCCUUGAUCAGUCUUUUUAAUAACGAUGUAUAUCUACAACAAGUUAUACUUAUGGUGCCACCAAAUUGCCCAAGAGAGUGUAUUGUAAAAUAUCAGACAAUUAAAAAACACAAUUACAUGAAGAAUAAAGCAAAACGCACGGACGAUGAUGAUGUCAAUUACCACUAUUUUUAUAGCGCCCUUAGACAAGACUUUUGCCCUAAAUUGAGAAUACGAAGGGCUGUUGAAGAAGAUAACGAUGAUGUAGUAGCAAUUCUGGAAAAAAGUUGUCCGAAAUUGAGAGAAUUGUAUGGUGAUUAUUACAUAAGCGAAAUUAUUGGCCGCCAUCCUGAGAUGAAAAGAAAGAUCAUUGUUAGCGAGGGUCUUGAUGGUGUAAGUGGCGUGAUGUGUUUAAAUUCGGAUAUAAAUUAUGCUAUGCUCCAAAAUACCUACGAGCUGGAUUCAUAUCAUGGACUUCAAAAAUCUACUGCAAUUGAACGAGAGCGGAAUAAAAGAGGCAAUAUGCUUUUGCGUACUUUCGGUGAACCAAUAAUGCUUGGUAAAUGGAGUCCUUUCGAUAUCAGCCCUCAUUUAGAACAAGAACAAGUUCAAGAUGAACAGUCCACCGACAACGUAAGUCUCAGACCAAGAAGUCCGAGCAAGGUGAAUUUUGCUCAUCGUUCCUCAAUGAGAUACAGCUUCGAUUGUCUAUACUUACAUAGCAAAACUUCAGAUGACUAUAGUGAUAAAGUCUUUAUAACUCCCGUUCAAUCCCAUACUACGUUUGUGGAUUGUUUAUUAGAUGAAGACCCGUUUGAUUAUGAGAUCGUUAAUAUUGAUCACCAUUUGUUAACGGUGCCAGAGGUUCUCUCAAGAGAGUUUUUGCCCGCGAAUAUAAAACACGAAGAAAGUAGAAAAUCGAGUGUACCUGAUGUUGGAAAUAAAUACAAACGUAGAACAUCUAUGAGGGUAGUUCGUGAUGUCAACGAAACUAAAAAUGUAAAAUUUUGUGGAGAGCCGAAUGCAUUUAUGAUUGAGCUGUUUGGAUUCCAUAAAGACGUAGAUGACAGACAUGCAUUCGAUUUAUUGGAAGCAGCAUUUGAAGUAAUGAAGGAUUAUGAUUAUUGCAUUAUUAGAGUUCCUUGUUCAGGAAAAAGCAUGCCAUUGUUACAACACUUUGCUUUUGUUCCCACGAAAAAUCAUAUAACUUGUGAAUAUGCAUUGUAUGUUGCACAUCGAUGUUCUGUUCUUAGUAAACUACGAGUGAGACGAGCUGAAAUAAUCGAUAUACCGCAAAUAGCUCAAUUGUUGUACAGUCUGGAUGGUCGAGAGACGAUGUGGUCUGUCGAAAAUACUAUACUAAGACGGAAUGAACUAGAAGCUUAUGUUUUCUUGAGUAACGUGUCUGUGGUUGGCAUUGGGAUUCUGGAACCUCCAGAACAAAUAGACUUCAUCAGAGCGAAAUUCAACAUAGACGCGCAUCGUAUUCACAAAUACCACGUCAAGGAUCAAGACUAUAAUGCUGGUUUUGCGACAUUGAAGACGGUGCUUAUUUAUCCCGCUUUUGAACCGCAUUAUAGAUUCUUCGUUAGGGAUAUGAUGCGACAGUCCGGAAUACACUCGUUGAUUUGGUUGACAGCUUAUAGGAAUAAAUGGAUGGCACAUAAGUUAAACUCAUUCGCCUCGGUGAUGAUACCACUUUUACCGCGUAUGUCUGAUUUGGAUUACGCGCCAGUACCGGAAUUGAAUAAAUUACAUAAACUAUCCAAUUCUUUAAUGGCAUUUAGUUGCUGGUUUAUUAGUAGAAAAUCAACCAGUGUGCCGAAAGUGACCGUGGAUUCUAGAUUGGUUAUCGUUGGCGCUUCGAGAACAGCUAUGGCAUUUUUGAAUACACUUCUGUUUGGGGACACUUCAUCCUACCUAUUCUUCACAAAUGUAACGCUCAUAUCACCUCAAGGAUUGCCAUAUGUCCGAAACUCAAAGACACUCGCAGAAAUGAUGUUAAUGAAGUACCAUACAAGCUCUGAAAGAUAUCUCAAAAGCGUUCCUUACACUUACUACGUGAAUACCGUACAGAGUUCUAUGGUUGAAAUCAAUAAACGACAAAAGUAUAUAACAUUGACAAAUGGCAGCAAAUAUUAUUAUGAUCGUCUCUUCAUUUUGUGUGGAAAGCAAUACCAGCAUCCUGACUAUUUGAAAGAUGUACUAGAGCAGGAAAGAUCAGUGAAAAGUGGUAUAAUGGAAUACACUCCCUUAGAUGUGCCACAGAGUUUUAAAGAACCUUCCGCAGAUAAUUUUACACCAGGCAAUGUUUUCAUUGUGAAUAACAUCACGGACGCCAACAAGGCGCUCAACUUUGUAAGAAGUAUUGUUUGGGAGGAAACGAGCGGAAAGAUUUUAGUUUAUGGAUCAUCGAUAAACGUUUAUUGCUGCAUUGCAACGCUACUAGAAAUGAAAGUUCCGCCACAAAAUAUUAUAUUUAUCGAGAAUUUUCCACCUAAAGAUCCGAAAGCGUCAAGAGUGUCCAGCUUUUGUAAUACAUACGUGGACAAAACGAUGCAAGAAGUACUCUCCAAUUUAAAGAUAAAAGUGUAUCGAACAUAUUAUUUCCAAUCAUGGCUAUUAGAUUGUAAGGACUAUGUGUCACAUGUGCAGUUUAUGUCGCAUUAUCGAUUUGUACGGCUAGAAUGCGCUGCGUUUUUCUACUAUGGUUGUAAGGGCGUUAACGAACAAUUAUUUAUGGCGAUACAUAAAAGCGGAAUGGCGUACGAUGGUGGUAUCGUCAUAGACCAUAACUUUAGAACAAACGAUCCUAAUAUUUACGCGGCGGGGCCCAUCACUAGAUACCAUAGGCGUUACUACGCAGCCACACGGCGACACAAGUACUAUGAUGCUUAUGAAAUUGGAAUGAAGCUAGGAGCAAUAAUCAGGAACGAGUUGGAUCCACUUUUCACUAACGAGUCUAAUGAACCAGCAAAGGAAUAUCAUAUGAAUGAUAGAGCUAAUGAAAAUAAAACUACUUGUAUGACCGAGUCCAAGUACGAAAUGUUGUGUAUAAAUAUCUCUCUAUCACUCUUUAAAUGUAGCAAGGAGGAAGAUACAGAAUUCCAUAGCGUGCCAGAUUUCAAAAUGCCCAUAGUGAAAUGUUGCACUUUACCCGGUGGAUUGCAGUAUUUAGAAGUUCGCUCGCCGGGCAUGAAAGUGCCGCAUCAUUAUGUACAAUCCUUGGAUUACAAUGGUUACAUCAUAGAAACAUUUAAAGAGGGGUAUUUUAAGAUACAUUUCAACAAGGAUCUCAUAGUGGAUGGAAUAACUUGUUUGACGCCAGAAAAAUAUUCGUUGGAAAAUUUUAAGCGUUUAUAUGGCUUAUCCAGCUCGGUGCUUAGUAACGUUCAUUUACGAUAUAUGACAAAGCGACUCGAUAAUCUAUACAAGUUUUUCCGAGAGCCUUGGGCGCACUUUUUGUACCACGAUCAAGUUGACGAGCUUUUUGCAAUUGUCAAGGAAUUAGUACCGUUGGGCCAAGCAAAGGGUGAAACGAUUAAAGACGUGCUAAAAGUGGCAGUAGACAAGUUAGAUUCAACGUCGCUUACAUAUGAAGUGAAGCUUGAGCUACGUAAUAGCUUCGAAAAAUCUCCGCACAUAGAGGCAAUCACGAACUACGUGAUACAAUGGGUUUCUGAGAACGAUGUUCUAUUGCCCAUGUACUUACAGCCUUCGGAAACGUCUGCAUAUGCGCACGAUCUAGAGAAAAACCCCACCUUUAGAAGGCGAAGAAGGAGCGUUGUUAAAAUGCUGGCUGCUAUUUGUUAAAUUCGUUUGUUUCAAUAAACUGUAUUUAAAUGUAUUCUUUUUUAUCCGUUUAUUUAAAUCAAAUGAUAUUCAGAGAGAAAAAGUGACCUAUCAAUAUCACAAGAUACUUAAAGCUCAAUAAUUAAAAAAAAAUCUAGCACGAAAAUUGAAAAAGUUUUUUCCUAUGGCCUACGGAGCUUUAUUCUCUAUGAUAAGAAGCAUAAAAAAUAU
This is a messenger RNA of Colias croceus (clouded yellow), 4194 nucleotides long. Its product is annotated as cilia- and flagella-associated protein 61-like. The record is from RefSeq and is a predicted model, not a curated record. NCBI's taxonomy places the organism in Eukaryota, Metazoa, Arthropoda, Insecta, Lepidoptera, Pieridae. The coding region runs from base 1 to 3984 and encodes 1327 amino acids. The transcript has 27 exons.